AUGGAGCAGAAGGGUGCCGGUCCGGGAGCACGAAGCUCCCACGCCAUCACCCUUGUGGGACACACGGCCUACUCGUUCGGCGGCGAGUUCACGCCGCGCGUCCCGGUGGACAGCACCAUGUACGCGUUCGACCUCACCACCCAGACCUGGUCCGCGCUCGUCGACGCCACGGGCGACGUGCCCCCGCCGCGCGUGGGGGUGACCAUGGCGGCCGUGGGCGGCACGGUGUACAUGUUCUGCGGGCGGGGCCUGGAGCACAAGGAGCUGAACGAGCUCUACGCCUUCGACACGGCGACGCGGACGUGGACGCUCCUGUCCUCCGGUGCCGACGGCGACGGCCCGCCGCACCGGAGCUACCACUCCGUGGCGGCCGACGCGGAGCGCGGCCGGGUGUACGUGUUUGGCGGGUGCGGCGACGCCGGGCGCCUGAACGACCUGUGGGCGUACGACGUGGCGGAGGGGAGGUGGGAGGAGCUGCCGUCGCCGGGGGAGGCGUGCCGCCCGCGCGGCGGACCGGGGCUGGCAGUCGCCGGCGGGAAGGUGUGGGUGGUGUACGGGUUCUCUGGCGAGGAGCUCGACGACGUGCACUGCUACGACCCGGCGACCCGGUCGUGGGCUGUGGUGGAGACCACGGGCGACUGGCCGAGCCCACGGAGCGUGUUCUGCGCGGCCGGGAUCGGGAGGCACGUGGUGCUGUUUGGCGGCGAGGUGGACCCCAGCGAUCUCGGACACCUCGGCGCCAGCAAGUUCUCGGCCGAGGCGUUCGCGCUCGACACGGAGACCCGCGCGUGGACGCGGCUGGUGAACGACGACAAGGCGGAGGCGGAAGCGGGGGCGGAGGCCGAGCAGCACCACCCGGGGCCUCGCGGGUGGUGCGCGUUCGCGGCGGGGGAGAAGGACGGCCGGCAAGGGAUGCUGGUGUAUGGCGGCAACUCGCCGACCAACGACCGGCUCGACGACAUCUACUUCUUCGCGCCCGUUCUUGAGGUUGAGGCCGCAAGCUAG
Molecule: messenger RNA, 1005 nt
Organism: Miscanthus lutarioriparius
Lineage: Eukaryota; Viridiplantae; Streptophyta; Magnoliopsida; Poales; Poaceae
Source: the annotation of a GenBank genome assembly